GCCACCCUGGAGAUGGACCCCCAGGGAGCCCAGGAGAGGCAGCAGCAGCAGGGUGUCGUCCCCUUCCUGGGCAUGUUCCUCUAUCACCUGAAGCUGCUGGACUUUGGGAUGGCGGAUGAUCUGGAAAAAUUCAAAGUCAUCCGGAGGAUCCAGCUGCUCCAGCAGGCUGCAAAUGCAUAUGACCUGGAGCCCGACGAGCGAUUUGGGGCCUGGUUCCAGGCCAUGGAGCCCAUCAGUGUCCAUGAGAGCCACCGUGCCCUUGGCGAUGAGCCAUAACCCUCUGGAGACCACAAGUUCA
Diceros bicornis minor is the source of this 298-nucleotide messenger RNA. RefSeq names its product ral guanine nucleotide dissociation stimulator-like. NCBI's taxonomy places the organism in Eukaryota, Metazoa, Chordata, Mammalia, Perissodactyla, Rhinocerotidae. The transcript is spliced from 4 exons. Bases 13 to 276 code for a protein of 87 amino acids. Gene Ontology annotation, biological process: small GTPase-mediated signal transduction. The record is from RefSeq and is a predicted model, not a curated record. Gene Ontology annotation, molecular function: guanyl-nucleotide exchange factor activity.